This is a messenger RNA of Ciona intestinalis (vase tunicate), 1986 nucleotides long. Lineage: Eukaryota; Metazoa; Chordata; Ascidiacea; Phlebobranchia; Cionidae. The record is from RefSeq and is a predicted model, not a curated record.
AAAAAGAAGUUUUUCACAAAACGAGAGAGCGCAAGAAGAAGGCGCAAAUCCGGUCUGGGCUUUGUAUUGUAUCGCUGUAUGGGCCGAACCACAACUCAUCAAUUAUAUAUGUCAUCUCAGACGAAGAAAACAAGUUUAAAACUUAUUCAAAGCAACAUAAGACUACAGCUAUAGGCAGCUACAUACAAAACUAUGGCAAGACAGAUGCAGAGAUACAUAGUUAGGCCUUCUGAAGCGGAGAGGUUAAAAUAUAGAUGGGUCGUGCUGGCAUGCUCGUUCGUGAUUCGUAUGCUGGUAUUUGGAUCUUUGUUCUCUGUGGGUGUUUUGUAUAUGCAGUGGCUUAAUGACUUCGGGUCAGGCCGUGGGGAGACGGCAUGGAUUGGCUCUAUAGCGGCAGGCACAACGCUGUUAAUGGGUCCAGUUGGCAGCGCUCUUCUCGACCGUUUCAACUGUCGUCAAAUUAUCGUCGCCAGUGGUGUUGUCCUGGCAACGGCGUUAAUAAUAAGUUCAUUUGCCACUGGGAUCCCAUUCUUAUGUGUAAGCUUCGGUGUUGUAGCAGGUGGCGCUGGCGGAGUCGCGAAUUUAGCAGCGGUGGUUUCCCUAAGCCAAUACUUCGACAAACAGCGCCCCUUAGCGAUGGGGGUUGGUUCCAGCGGGGUGGGAGUUGGAGCUUUUUUAUUUGGAUUCUUACAAAAUAUUUUCGUCGAGCAAUACACGUGGAAGGGUUCCUUACUUUUGAUUGGUGGGUUGCAGUUGAACGUCAUCAUAUGCGGUCUUCUCAUGAUGGAACCUGAGCAAUUACGUCACUAUGACGUCAUAUGGAAUUGGCGAUCACAUGACCUGAACACUGUACAUAGGGUGAAUGGCUCCACCAAUUGCAACGAAAACUGCGACACUGAAAUAUUACAAGUGUUACCACAUAAAGAACUGGAGUUGGCGCAAGAGAAACGUAACGACAGACGUCGAAGCACGAUACAAGUUAUACGGGCUAAAAUGAAAUUGUCAGAGAAAACGAAAACAUUACUGAAGGACCCAACAUUUUGGAUUCUAUUUUUUAGCGAUUUCUUGUCCUGGUUGACACAGUUUGUGCCUUAUGUUCAUUUACCUGAAAGAGCCCUAAUGCUCGGGGUUCAUGAAGGGGCUUUUCUUAUUUCUAUGUUAGGCGUCUCAAAUGCAGUGGGCAAAUCUGUAUUCGGGAUAAUAUGCACUCUGUUUGACCUUUCUACUUUCAAUGUGUUUGUUGCUGCUCAGAUUCUAUUCGGGAUAUCCACCCUCCUUAGCCCUCUAUGCACUCAGCUCUGGUCCCUCAGCUUGUUUGCCAUUUCCUUUGGAUUCCUGAGUGGUAGUUAUGGCCUUAUGAUGGUUAUACCAUCUAAGCUACUAGGGGAAGAAACCUUCACACUUGCUUAUGGGUUAAUGUUGGCUGGGGAGGGGCUGGGGGUUUACUUAGGCCCCCCGAUAGUGGGUUGGAUGUCAGAUGUUUCAAACUCUUACGACACCUCAUUCUAUAUAGCUGGUACUUGCUUAUUACUGGCUGCAGUUAUAUUGUUACUACAACCAAUAGUAGUCUGUGUGAGAAGACGGAAAAAAGUUUCAAUUCGAAAUGCAUGGUUAUGAUGUCAUAGGGGGCUUUAGUGAAUAACAAUUGCUAUUGUUUUAUCAUAAAAUAAACAAUUUUUUUGCAAAAUUAAACUUUAAAUAGAUAACCGCUACAACACAGUUUUGCUGAACUUUAAAGAAGUAGGUAUUAUUUUUGUUUUUAAAGACAUUUUUAUAGUAGAUCUCAUACUGUCGUUAAACUUAUUAAAUUUCUUUUAUUAUUUCAUUUUAUCAGCAUUCAGAUCUAAGCCCAUAACUUAAUACAGAUCAUAUUGCUUUAAUACGAUGCAUAUACGUAUAUGGUUGCUGCUAAAAUUAAAACACAAUGUCGCCAAAUAUGCAAAAUUUAAAAACAUGCAUUCCAAUAAAGAUUGCUUCUGUGAAGUA